This is a messenger RNA of Hippocampus comes (tiger tail seahorse), 1891 nucleotides long. It is a transcript of the gene crhr2, whose product is annotated as corticotropin-releasing factor receptor 2. Gene Ontology annotation, molecular function: G protein-coupled peptide receptor activity; peptide hormone binding; corticotrophin-releasing factor receptor activity. Gene Ontology annotation, biological process: long-term synaptic potentiation; cell surface receptor signaling pathway; adenylate cyclase-modulating G protein-coupled receptor signaling pathway. NCBI's taxonomy places the organism in Eukaryota, Metazoa, Chordata, Actinopteri, Syngnathiformes, Syngnathidae. Bases 108 to 1352 code for a protein of 414 amino acids. The record is from RefSeq and is a predicted model, not a curated record. The transcript is spliced from 12 exons. Gene Ontology annotation, cellular component: plasma membrane; axon terminus; dendrite.
GAGUCCUGCGCUCGUCAGGGAAGCGAAGGUGCGGCUCACUCGCAGGCGCACCGCUCGGUUGCGCUCAGUGCGCGCGCGCCCCUCGGCCACAUGCACUAGCCGGGACCAUGGAUGCGAGCCUCUACCAGAUCAUAUUCGGGGAGCUGGCGGACUUAAAUUGCACUUUGCUGGACGCCUUUCAAGACACUUUAUGGGGAAACGCGUCACUUUCAUAUUUGAACACCGACGGUUUCUACUGUAACGCCACCACCGAUGAGAUUGGCACCUGCUGGCCACGGAGCAGCAUCGGGAGGAUUGUGGAGAGACCCUGCCCUGAGUACAUUAAUGGAGUCAAGUACAACAGCAACAGGAGUGCAUACAGAGAAUGCACCGAAAACGGCACAUGGGCGCUAAAAAGCAAUUAUUCAAACUGUGUUCCCAUGUUAGAGGAAAAGAGAAUGUAUCCAGUGCAUUACAAGAUAGCGCUGAUCAUCAACUACCUGGGCCACUGCAUCUCUGUGGGGGCGCUAUUAGUAGCCUUCAUCCUCUUCCUGUGCUUAAGGAGCAUUCGGUGUUUGCGCAACAUCAUCCACUGGAACUUAAUUACCACCUUCAUCCUGAGAAACGUCAUGUGGUUCCUGCUACAGCUCAUUGACCACAACAUCCACGAGAGCAACGAGCCUUGGUGUCGCCUGAUGACCACCAUAUACAACUACUUUGUGGUCACCAACUUCUUCUGGAUGUUCGUGGAGGGCUGCUACCUGCACACGGCCAUCGUGAUGACCUACUCCACCGAUAAGCUGCGCAAGUGGGUCUUCCUCUGCAUCGGCUGGUGUAUACCGUGUCCCAUCAUAAUAGCCUGGAGCAUUGGGAAGCUGUAUUAUGAAAAUGAAAAAUGCUGGUUCGGGAAGGACCCCGGCAAAUACAUCGACUACAUUUACCAAGGGCCUGUCAUUCUUGUGCUACUGAUAAACUUUGUUUUCCUCUUCAAUAUCGUCCGAAUCCUGAUGACCAAACUAAGGGCGUCGACGACCUCAGAAACCAUCCAGUACAGAAAGGCCGUGAAGGCCACGUUGGUUUUGCUUCCUCUGCUGGGCAUCACCUACAUGCUCUUCUUCGUCAACCCGGGCGGGGACGACAUCUCGCAAAUCGUCUUUGUCUAUUUCAACUCCUUCCUGCAGUCGUUCCAGGGCUUCUUUGUGUCUGUCUUCUACUGCUUCCUUAACGGGGAGGUUCGCUCUGCAGUGAGGAAACGCUGGCACCGCUGGCAAGACAAUCACGCCCUGCGGGUGCGAGUGGCGCGGGCCAUGUCCAUCCCCACGUCCCCGACGCGAGUCAGCUUCCACAGCAUUAAGCAGACCACCGCUGUGUGAACACUCCCACACACAUGCUCGCGCACACUCUGGCUAAUGCGCGAGACGGGGACCAGCAGCCGCACAUAGACGCACUCAUGUGGUCAUUGGCUGUAAUGGCAAAUUGCUGUCCAAAGGUCAUUAUGUCAAGAGCUGGGACCGCUGACCAGGGUCAAGCACGUUCAUUGGUAGUUGUGGUCAUUAACUCAUUUACUGCCAGCCGUUUUCAAAGCAGAGUUCCCCGCAUUGCCAGCCAUUUUGGAGCAUUUCGACUGAUCUUUCAUGACUCGCGUGAUACUGUGUUCUGUGUUAAUAUACAGGAACCAGACCUACCAAAAGAAAGAGUACCGGAAGACUCUCUUCUUUCAGUUGAGAAAAGGUUUGUGUCUGGCUUUUUAAGUUCUUUAGUAUUCAGCGGUAGAACAUGGGUCGGUUUCACCAAGCACAUACUGUAACAUGAAAUGAAACAUGUUAAAGAGAAUGGUGACUUUGAUGCUACUAUUUUUGUCUUAUGUGAAACCAAGAAAUUACAAAAUAAACCAAACACAACUGUGAAAGGG